UAGGGAAAAAGAAGACAGUAAGUCAGUCAACAACUCAGUCUUAAGAGUAGUCUCUCUGUUUUCUCGUUUUCUCACUAAAGGUUCUGAUUUUUGAUCGUAUUACUGAACAUGGCGAUGGAGAAGGCGAAAGAGCACAUCGAGGAGAUCAGAAGGACCAAAUUCUCCAUUGGAGGCGAGCCUAAUCCUCUCACUGAGGAUCUUCAUCAAGCGGUGAAGAACCUCUCUGCCGAACUUUACGCCAAAGACGUCCAUUUCCUCAUGGAGCUCAUUCAGAAUGCGGAAGAUAAUGAGUACAUGGAGGGAGUGGAUCCUUCGUUAGAGUUCAUAAUUACGUCCAAGGACAUCACGGCCACCGGAGCUCCGGCGACGCUGCUCAUAUGCAACAACGAGAGAGGUUUUUCUAGUAAAAACAUUGACUCCAUUUGCAGUGUGGGUCGUUCAACCAAGAAAGGCAAUAGAAAGCGUGGCUACAUUGGCGAAAAAGGUAUCGGAUUCAAGAGUGUUUUCUUAAUCACUACAAGACCGUACAUAUUCAGCAAUGGAUACCAGAUUCGCUUCAAUGAAGAGCCUUGCCAACACUGCAGUCUUGGCUACAUAGUUCCUGAAUGGGUUGAUGAGAAGCCCACUCUCUCUGAACUCAAGCAGAUAUAUGGUUCUGGUUCUGCUCUUCCUACCACAAUUCUCAUCCUGCCAUUGAAGCCUGACAAAGUCAAACCAGUGAAGCAACAACUAUCUAGUAUGCAUCCCCAAGUUUUGUUGUUCCUCUCCAAAAUCAAGAAAUUAUCUGUCAGGGAAGAUAAUGAGGACCCCAGACUCAAUAGUGUAAAUGCAAUUGCAAUUUCUAAAGAGACUGAUUUUAAGCAGAGGAAAAACAUUGAUGCUGAAUCAUUCACCCUCCAUCUAUCUGCAGAAGAGAAUGGAAGUGAAAAAGAAUGCAUGUUCUAUAUGUGGAAACAGAAAUUUUCUAUUCAACCCAAGUAUAAAGUUGAAAAGAGGGCAGAAAUGGAGGAGUGGUCUAUCACUCUUGCAUUUCCAUUUGGUGAACUGCUUCGAAGGGGAACACACUCACCUGGUGUCUACUCCUUUCUUCCUACAGAGAUGGUAACUAAUUUUCCAUUCAUUAUUCAGGCUGAUUUUCUCCUAUCAUCCUCAAGGGAGACUAUUCUCUUAGACAGCAAGUGGAACAAAGGCAUUCUUGAAUGUGUGCCUAUUGCAUUUAUAGACGCAUUUAAAUCUAUGGUGAAAACUAGUGAAGAUGCACCAGUUUGGAAUUUGCCUGAUAAGUUCAGGUUCUUACCUGUUAAGGAUUCUAACUUUCCAGAGCUAAAUGUCGUUAGGGAUGCUAUUAAGGCAAAGCUACUUGAAGAGGAGAUUGUCCCAAGUGAAAGGCUGGUGAAUCAGAAGUUUUUCCACAAGCCCCGCGAUGUUGGAAGGCUUAUGCCUGCUUUCUGGAGUAUUUUGGACAAGGCACGACAACAAGGGGUGAGCUUGCACAAGCUCUCUUCCCAUGGAAAAUUUAUAUUGAGUUCUUCAUUUGACCGGGAAGAAUUCGAUGACAUACUUUGUUUUUUGGAAGUUCAACCAGUAGAUAGUGAAUGGUAUGCGAAGUGCGUAGAGGGGUCUAAUCUCGUAGAUAAAGUCUCCGACCCAGUCUAUUUGGAGCUUCUUUUGUUUAUUGCUGAUAAUUGGAGUUCCAAAUUCCACUGCACAAGGAUCAAGAAUAUACCACUCAUAAAAUAUGAGAAUCAAUAUGGGAAUCUCUAUAUGUUCAGCAUAACUGAAGCUGCAUCAGCAAGGCAAAAUGGUAAGAGUUUGGUUUACCUAUCACAACAUCCGACUCAAGACUCUUGGUUGAUUGAGUGGAACAAGGAGUUUGGGUCUGUUAGCAAUUGCUUUUUCGUUCCAAAAAUCACACAAGAUGCUAUACGGUCAAGCUCCAAGGAAGGGACAUUAAUAAAAUGGCUUCAAGGCAAUGUGAAGGUUGGUGUAGUUGACGUUAACAAGUACGCCGUUCACCUAUGUAACUCCCAUUUUAAAGAGCGGAAACUUGUUAUAUCCUAUGCCCACUUUUUGUACCACUCAAUGUCAAAGAAUUAUCUCUCGAAGCAGCAAGUUAAUGAUUUGUGUAGCAGAAUGCCAGUUGUUGGUAGCGAUGGCCACGUUGCUACUCAAAGAAAUGGAAUUCUUGUCCCUGCCAAUGGAAGCAAAUGGGCAGGGUUGUUUGUUUCAAGCUUGUGGAGAAGAGAAGACUAUGUUGAGUUAAGUAAUGACUAUUUGAGUCCUAGUCGUCACGGUAAACUGAAUACACCAGAAAAUGUACUUGUUAAAUUCUUGAAAGAUCAUGCUAGUGCCAGUGAUGUUCCUCGUAUACCUCCACCCAAUGCACGGAUCCCUGCUGUGUCUGGAACACUUACAAAGCAAAACGCAUUCCUUCUUUUGGAUUGGAUAGAUUACUUGAAAAGUAAACGGACCAACAUCCCCAACAAGUUCUUGUCGAGCAUAAUGGAAGGAAGCUGGCUGAGAAUCACCCUGAAUGGAUCUCCUGGGUGUAGGCCACCUUCUCAAUCUUUCUUUCUUAGCAGCUCAUCAAGCUCGUGGGGAAGUAUUAUGCAGAAUGAAUCAGUGCUUGUUGAUAUUCCUUUGGUUGAUCUAAACUAUUACGGUGACAAAAUAAAGGAAUACAAGGAGGCGCUGAAAAUAGUUGGGGUCAUGUCUGAGUAUGAAGAAGCUUGCCAUUUCAUUGGCGAACACCUCAUGUCUCUGGCAGAUUUCGGCACGUUGACUAAAAGCAAUGUGAUUUCGAUUAUGAAAUUCAUCAAAUUUUUGAGGUCCAAAUGUCUCUCUCCUGUGGAAUUUAUCAACAGCAUCAAGGAAAAGAAAUGGUUGCGGACAUCUUGUGGUGACAGGUCUCCAGCUGAAUCUGUUCUGUUUGAUAAUGACUGGAAAACUGCUUCGAAAAUCAGUGACAUUCCGUUUAUUGAUAAAGAUUAUUAUGGUGAAGAAAUCUGCACUUUCAAAACAGAACUUGGAUUGCUGGGAGUGGUAGUUGCUUUCAGUGGAAGUCACCAGCUUGUUGUUGACCACCUCAGGUCAUCUUCACACUUGAGUUAUCUUUCAUCUGAUUCUCUACUUUUGAUACUGCAAUGCAUGUGGCGCUCAAAUUCAAAGCAAAAAAUUGUUAGAGCACUACAAGAUGCAAAAUGUUUGAAGACAAAAGCUGGUUACAAGUCCCCUGGUGAAUGCAUCCUAUAUGACCCCGAAUGGGGUUGCCUUCUUCAGGUCUUCGACGGUAUACCAGUGAUGGAGCCAAAUUUCUAUGAGAAGGGCCUCUACAAUUACAAAGAUGAGUUAAAGCAAAUGGGAGUGGUGGUGGACUUUGAAGGAGCCACGAAAGUAUUUGCUCGUUUUUUCAAAGAGCGAGCUUCAAAUAGAUCCAUAACCAAAGAGAGUGUCUUGUACUUUCUCUCAUGCUAUAGACAGAUACAAGGAACUACUCAUAAGUUUUCUGCAGAACUUAAAGCUUGUAUCCGUGAUGUCAAGUGGUUGAGGACAUGCCAUUGUGACUAUUAUAGGUCUCCAAACGAUUGCAUUCUGUUUGGUUCUGAAUGGGAGUCCAUCUUUCCAAUUUCUCGCCUCCCUCUCAUUGAUGAUAGUGAUAAUGGUUAUGGCAAGGGCAUCCAUGAAUAUAAGAAAGAGCUGAAGAGUAUGGGAGUAGUCAUGGAUUUUAAGGAUGGGGUCAAGUUCGUAGCUGAUGGUCUUCACUUUUUUGAUACCAACCUCAUCACUCCUUCAAAUGCACUUUCAUUGCUGAAGUGCAUUCGUAUUUUGAUGCAGAAAAAAGAUUACAUCUUUCCUGAGAAUUUCUCAAAAGAACUUUCUCGAGAUUGGUUGAAGACUAAUGAUGGUUACAGGCCUCCUAGCAAGUGCUUGUUGUUUGAUUCAAAAUGGGGUGAAAGUUUAAACCGUUCGGAUGGCCCGUUUAUUGAUGAGAAGUUUUAUGGCUCUGAGAUUGCUUCAUAUAAAGAAGAGCUCAAGGCAAUUGGAGUGAUCGUUGAUGUUGAGAAAGGUUGUCAAUUACUUGGCAGCCUACUUGAUUUUCAUACUGAGUUUUCAAGAAUCGUAAGGAUGUAUGAUUACUUGAGUAAAUUCAAGUGGGAGCCUAAAAGUGAGGAGAAAAAGAUAUGGAUCCCAAAUGGUAGUCAUAAAGGGGUUUGGGUUAGUCCAGAAGAUUGCGUAAUUUCUGAUAAGAGUGAGCUAUUCAGUUUGCAGCUGACCAUCCUGGACAAAUACUAUGAUCACAAUCUUUUCUUCUUCUCUAGUGCUUUUCAAGUAAAAAGCAGUCCUAGUAUUGAGGACUACUGCAAGCUUUGGAAGGUUUGGGAGAACUCGGGACACGCAUUGUCACAUGAUGAGUGCUGCAAAUUUUGGAGUUACAUUAUUAGACACUCCUCUUCAAAAGAAGAAAAAUCUCUUCUUGAUGAGCUGGAGAAAGUACCGGCAAACUCAGGUUCCAAUGGCAUUGUGUUGGUAUCCAAGCAUGAUGUUUUUGUAGCUGAUGAUCUUCAGCUGAAGGAUCUUUUUGAACAAUGCUCUGGUCAACCCAUUUUCGUUUGGUAUCCUCAGCCAAGCAUGCCUAUUCUUCCUCGGACUAAGUUGCUUGAAGUUUUCCAAAAAAUCGGUGUGCGCACUAUCUCUGAAUCUGUCAAGAAAGAAGAGGUUUCCAUAGCGCAAGUCGCUGAAAAUGAGCAAGUGAUUCCAAGGGAUGCUUUGAUUGGUAAAGGUUUGGUAAAGCUUAUACUUGGGUUUCUAGCUCAUCCUUCCCUCAAAAUGGAUGCAAAAGAAAGACAUAAAGCUGUGGAAGGUCUUCUCAACGCUACUGUUCUUGAGACAGUUGAACCAAUUGAUGUAAGCUAUAAUCUGUCACUGUCUUCUGGUAAAACUUUGAAUGUGAGAGCCAGUCGAAUGGUCAGAUGGGACAAAGAUAGCUCCGAGAUCUUCACUCAAAAGAUUGACAAGUCUAAAGGGCCUGGAAAUCUCAUUGAGCGUGCUACAUAUUUCUCUCAAGUAAUAUCUGAGGGUGUGUUGUGGGAGAAUGGUGACCAUAUAGAUACACUGUCUGAGCUGCUCAAGUUGGCAUUUCUUCUGGAUUUCAAUGAAGAAGCAGUGGCUUUCUUAAUGAAGUCAAAGAAUUUGCAGAUUUUCUUGGAGGACGAGAAGUUUACUUCUUCUGCCUUCCCUUCUGUCUAGGUAUGCCUGGUAACCCGUUUGUAUUGGUACAGGUAAUAUAUGUUGGUCUGUUAUGUUUUGUUUUCAUUUACUUUAAGAAUGUGUUUGUAUGUGGAACUUAAUGUUCUGUAGUUGAACUCUUUAAUAGUUUAUGGGUCUUGAACUUUAAUUUUCUCAGUAUAUUUACAGUUUGUAGCGGUUUGUGGAAUUUGAAGUGGUAUUUAUAUAUGAAUCUGUUGCUACAUCUGUGAUUUUAUUCUCAAA
Messenger RNA from Humulus lupulus (European hop), 5490 nucleotides. RefSeq lists its product as uncharacterized. The coding region runs from base 109 to 5247 and encodes 1712 amino acids. The record is from RefSeq and is a predicted model, not a curated record. The transcript is spliced from 3 exons. Lineage: Eukaryota; Viridiplantae; Streptophyta; Magnoliopsida; Rosales; Cannabaceae.